This is a messenger RNA of Apis laboriosa (Himalayan honeybee), 2868 nucleotides long. RefSeq names its product CCAAT/enhancer-binding protein zeta (gene Noc1). The transcript is spliced from 5 exons. The record is from RefSeq and is a predicted model, not a curated record. Bases 203 to 2821 code for a protein of 872 amino acids. NCBI's taxonomy places the organism in Eukaryota, Metazoa, Arthropoda, Insecta, Hymenoptera, Apidae. Gene Ontology annotation, cellular component: nucleus.
UUUGUUUAUUAGAAAUAUUUUAUUAUCAUUAUAUCGAUAUAUUAUAUAUUACGAAUUGAAUAAUAUUAGAUAUUCAUAUAAAUAUUUUUCAAUAUUUUAAAAAAAUAAUUCUGCUUUGUUAUGUUUUUGUGUCACUUUUAAAAAAAAAUUUCUAAUUAAAGUUACUAAGGUUAACCACGAGUUGAAGAAAGAAUCUAAAAAAAUGAACAUAAACAGUGAUAAAUGGUACAAAGAAUAUUGUAAAGAAGAGGAUUCAUAUACACAUUCUAAAUCAGAAAUAGAAGUAUCAAAUUUAAAAAAUGAAGCAAAAAGAUACUUAGAUGCAGAAACUUCUGUUUUUCAAUUAAAAGAAUCAAAACAUACUAAUUCAGAAACAGCAUGGUUAAGAACAGCAUUAACACAGGGGACAACUUCGGAUAAAAUAGCAGCUGCCAUUGUAUUAGUGCAAGAUAAUCCAAAAUAUAAUUUAAAUAGACUUACAAUGCUUAUAAAUCAAGUAAGAGUUGUAAAACAUCAUCAAUGCAACAUGAUAAUAAAAUCUUUAAGAGACUUGUUUUUGGUAGAUCUACUUCACCCUAAAUUUAAGUUACUUAAAUUUGAAGAACAAAAUUUAGAUGAACUUGAUAAAUUUAAUUCUGGAGACAUACUUAACUCAGAUAUGUCAAAAAAAAAAUUAAUGGCUCAUUGGUAUUUUGAAGAUCAAUUACAUGAACUGUAUGAACGUUUUAUAAUGUCUCUAGCUAGCAUUGCAUCUGAUACAGUAGAUGCAAAUCGUGAAGUAGCAAUAUCAGUAAUGACAGAUUUAUUAAUAGGAAAUAUUGAACAUCAAUAUAAAUUAUUGGAAUUAAUUGUAAAUAAAAUAGGAGAUCCAAAUUGUAAAAUAGGAUCUAAAGUAAUAUUUUGUCUAAAUAAAUUAUUAUAUAAACAUCCCAAUAUGAAACUUAUUGUAUUACGAGAAAUUGAAAAAUUAUUAUUUAGAAAAAAUGUAGCACAUCGCACACAAUAUUAUGCAAUUUGUUUGUUAACACAAUUUUUUUUAACUAAAAAGGAUGAAAAAAUUGCUUCAACACUUAUUGAAGUUUACUUUGCCUUCUUUAAAGCUUGUUUAAAAAAAGGAGAACCAGAUUCUAGAAUGAUGGCAGCAAUUUUAACUGGUGUAAAUAGAGCAUAUCCAUUUGCAAAAAUGAAUUCAAAUAUAUUGAAUGACCAUAUAGAUUCUGUAUACAAAGUUGUACAUAUUGGAUCUUUCAAUGUUUCUUUAAAUGCGCUCAAUUUAUUAUAUCAAGUUACAGGUAAAGAUGAAGCUCAAUCAAAUAGAUUUUAUUCUGCUUUCUAUCGGAAAUUAUUAGAUCUACAAAUUGGAAUAGCAAAUAAACGUGCACUAUUUCUUAAUUUAUUAUUUCGAGUUCUUCAAAAUGAUCAUAAUAAACAACGUUCAUAUGCUUUUAUUAAAAGAACUUUACAAAUUAUAUUAUAUUUUCCUGCAAAUAUGGCAUGUGCUACUUUAUAUGUAAUAUCUAAAGUUUUACAUACACAUAAAGAAUUAAAAACUUUAUUAUUAAAAUCUCAAGAUUGUAUUAAAAUUGAAAAUGAUGAUUCUGAAACUAAAAAUAAUUCAUUAAAUUUAGAAGAUAUUUCUUAUUUAUCUAAUGAUAAAUCCAAUUUAGAAAAUUCUAUUUUAUUAAUGAACAUUGCAUCUACAUGUAAUAUAGAUAAAGAAAUGAAAUCUGAAAAUGAAAUGGAAAAUAAUAUAAAAAUUGAUUUCAAUACAUGCAAAGAAUAUGAUCCUUUUUGUCGAAAUCCUCUUUAUGCUGGAAUAACUAAAGGUUCAAAUACCGAAUUAGUAACAUUAUCUAAACAUUAUCAUCCAAGUGUUGCAUUAUUUGCAAAUACUAUUCUUGAAGGAAAACUAAUUGAUUAUAUGGGUGAUCCAUUGGAAGAUUUAUCCUUAAUGCGUUUUUUAGAUCGUUAUGUUUUUAAGAAUCCAAAAAAAUUAGAAAGUAAAAAAGUUCAGAAAAAAAAUGAUCCUCUUGCACAACGAGCAGGAUAUACACCUAAAGGUAUUAGAUGCAUUCCAAUUGAUAGUAUUUCAUAUCUUAAUCAAAAAGAGGAACGUAUUCCGGUUGACGAAUUAUAUUUAUAUCAUUAUUUAAAAAAGAAAAAAGAAUUUAAGCAUGAAUUUAAAGAUGAAGAUGAUGAUAUAGAAAGUGUUAAUAGUGAAGAAUUUAAUGAUAUGUUGGAUAAAUUAACAAAUGGUAAAGAUUUUGAAGACUUAGAUAUUGCUGCUGAUAUUCAAAUUGGGAGAAAGAAAGAUUUUGAAGAUGAAGAAGAUGAAGAUUUUGAUGAUAAUAUUAAAAGUGAAGCAAGUAAUGAUUCUGAUGAUAUAUAUGAAUCAGAAGAAAAUUUCGAAAAAGAUGAAAAUAAUGAAAUUGAUAAUGAAUUACAAAAUUUAAGUGAUAUUGAUUUAGAUGAUAUAAGUGAUUUAGACUUUAAUGAAGAUACAAAAGAUACUCAAUUAAAUAGCAUUGAAAAUAUUUUAGAAGAUACUCAAUCAAAUAUAAAAAAACAAAAUAAAAAUUUAAAAGGAAUUGAUAACAAUAUAUUUGUAUCAGCUGAGAAAUUUGCAGAAAUAUUAGAAGAACAUAGUAAACAAAAAAACAAACCUGGUGGUACAGAUGUUUUUAAUACUAUAGAUGGUGCAAGUUUUAAACAAAUAGAAUGGGAAAUCAAACGACAUCAGAAGCUUAGAAAUUCUUUAAAUAAAAACAAACGAAAAAAUUCUAAAAUUUUAAAAAAAAAUGUAAAAAAAAUAAAACAUUAAUUAUAAUAAAAAAUUAUAAUUAUAAUAAAAUUAAAAAUAAAAGUAUU